AUGGAAAUAGUGGAGGCCAUUGACACUCUGAGGGCGGCCAUGCUGGCGCUGUCCAAGCUGAAUCAAGCAGUCUGGGAGGAGGUAGGGGCCAUCUGUACCAAUCACCAGAGCGUGCUGGUGCAGAAGCACGACCCUUCCUCACAGCAUCGUGCUGGCAUGCACCGGGUAGAGAAGACAGGCGGCAGUGCAACGAGGCCAAAGACAGGAGCCUUGCUUGUGGAAAGUUCUAUCAAUAUCAAGGAGCUCGCGCUGGAGUUAUCGGAGCUGGAACCAGAGGGAAAGACAACGACCGGCUGCUCGCCAUUUCAGCUGCUCAUCAGGCGCCGGAAGGCACGAGUGGCAAAGAAAAAGGAGCUGGAGAGGGAGCUUGGGGUGUUAGAGGAGAAUGAGAAGGAGAAGUCCAUGUGUGGCAUUUUGGCGGAGGUUCGCGCGAGACUUGGGGAAAUCCCCGAGCACAUGCGCUGGGCACUCAAUGAGGUGUACUUGGGGAGUUGGCAUGGCAAGCGCUGGUACCUGCCCAACACCUCCUGCUACACCAGAUUCAUCGACAAGCAGGGCUGGCACAUGCCUGAAAAGGCGAUCAACAUAGUAGUGUGGCGACUGCACCGAUGCAUGCGCCUGCUCUACACCAUCCACUUCACCUUCAAGGAGGGGUUCAGGGAUCUGACGAGGUGCCUGCCCGAGCCGGGCAGGUCUGGGCCCUGCCCUGAGGCCAACCCCACAGAGCACCUGGCCAAAUUCCAGCUCAUCGUGAGGGACCUCGCCGCGCGCUCCAAGUGCUCCUUCAGCCAAAAGGUGCGGCUGACGGCUGUGGGGGUGCGGCUGACGGCGCUGGGGGCGCGCGCCGAUGGAAGCCGCCGCAUCGAGGAGCUGCUCUCGCUCUUCCCAGACAAGGACUGGACCGCGCCGGGGCCACCACCUGUGCGCUGGUGCACUUCGUGCCCCAACACUCACGAGCUCUUCCUCUUCCCCGACACCCCUGCCGGCUACCUAGCGCAGAUGCGCUGGUUCAGCUUCCACUUCCUGAUCGAGGAUCUAGUGGAGACAUUUGAGAAGCUGCACCUCUCUCUGGAUGUCAUGUCACAGCUGCUGCCCGGAGCUCCGCUGCUGGGAUCCAUAAAAGACGAACGCCCAAAAGCAAUUGUCUGA
Molecule: messenger RNA, 1149 nt
Organism: Coccomyxa subellipsoidea C-169
Lineage: Eukaryota; Viridiplantae; Chlorophyta; Trebouxiophyceae; Coccomyxaceae
Exons: 12
Coding region: 1-1149 (382 amino acids)
Source: RefSeq, a predicted model, not a curated record